Molecule: messenger RNA, 1739 nt
Organism: Cajanus cajan (pigeon pea)
Lineage: Eukaryota; Viridiplantae; Streptophyta; Magnoliopsida; Fabales; Fabaceae
Gene: SCPL29
Product: serine carboxypeptidase-like 29
Biological process (GO): proteolysis
Cellular component (GO): vacuole
Molecular function (GO): serine-type carboxypeptidase activity
Source: RefSeq, a predicted model, not a curated record
GGUAGGUAAUAUAAAAUCCUAUGCAAAGCAACGGAAUGCCACAAGUAUCUGUAAGUCUAAAGUCUAACGAGUUAAGGAAUCCAGCCAUAUCGUGUGCAGUGGCAAAUGGGGCAAUCUGGGUGGUCUCAAAUUUUAGGCAUAGCCACUCUAUUGUAUUUGUUAUGCAGUGGUUUUGCUGCAUCUUUUUCCACGGACCACCCAUUGCUCCAACAACACAAGGACCGGGUUGGAAGGCUCCCAGGUCAAACCUUCAACAUCAGCUUCGCACACUAUUCUGGCUAUAUCACUGUCAAUGAAAAAUCUGAAAGAACACUCUUCUACUGGUUCAUUGAGGCACUUGAAGACCCUCUCUCCAAGCCCCUUGUUUUGUGGCUCAAUGGAGGGCCUGGAUGUUCGUCCAUUGCUUUUGGUCAGUCAGAGGAAAUUGGGCCUUUUCAUAUAAAGUCAGAUGCCAACACCCUUUUUCUCAAUCCUUAUUCUUGGAACCGAGUUGCCAACAUUCUUUUUCUUGACACUCCUGUUGGGGUUGGAUUUUCAUAUUCAAAUAAUGAAUCUGACCUGCUGAACAAUGGCGAUAAGAGGACAGCUGAGGACAACUUAGUAUUCCUAUUGAAGUGGUUUAAGCGUUUCCCUCAAUAUAAAGGAAGUGAUUUUUUUAUCAGUGGUGAGAGCUAUGCAGGGCAUUAUGUUCCUCAACUUAGCCAAGUUAUUGUAAAGUACAACUCGGAUACUAAGGAAAAUGCUAUAAAUCUGAAAGGUUUCAUGGUAGGAAAUGCUCUAACAGAUGAUUUCCAUGAUCAACUGGGGAUGUUCGAGUUUAUGUGGUCAAGUGGUUUGAUUUCAGAUCAAACAUACAAGCUUUUGAACCUACUUUGUGAUUUUCAGUCAGUUGAGCACCCCUCAGAUUCAUGUGAAAAAAUUUGGGAAAUUGCUUAUAAUGAAAUUGGAAAUAUAGACCCAUACAGUCUCUAUACACCUCCGUGCAAUGCUAAUGUUAGCCAGUUAAGUCAGCUGGUGAGAAGAAAACAUAGAAUUGGUAGACUCAGAGGAGAUUAUGAUCCAUGCACCGAAUACCACUCCAUUGAAUACUUCAAUAGACCUGAGGUCCAAACAAUUCUUCAUGUUGAUCCAGAUCAUAAGCCAGCUACAUGGGAGACCUGCAGUGAAUUGGUAAAUACAAACUGGAAGGAUUCUCCAAGAUCAGUGCUCAAUAUUUAUCAUGAACUUAUUCACAUGGGAUUGAGAAUAUGGGUGUUCAGUGGUAACACAGACACGGUAAUACCUGUGACAUCUACUCGCUAUAGCAUAAAUGCUCUCAAGCUUCCUACCGUGAGUCCUUGGCGUGCAUGGUAUGAUGAUGGGGUGGUAGGAGGAUGGACCCAAGAAUAUGCAGGCCUUACUUUUGUGGCUGUGAGGGGUGCAGGGCACGAAGUUCCUUUGCAUAAACCAAAACUUGCUCUAACACUGUUCAAAGCCUUCUUAGCAGGAACAUCAAUGCCCAAUCUUGAACUAGUCAGUGCCUCUUGAAAUUUACGUUUACAUUUACAUUGGAACCUUCCUCCAUAAUAGUCUCUCCCCUUCAAAUAAUUUCUCUAUUGACUGUAUUUGACUGUCACAUGGGGAAUCUGUUUUUUUUUUGCCACGGUUGACGGCUCUUUCACGCGUAACUCGAUUUGUUUUUUUCAUCAUUUUAAUAUUGCGUAAGCCAGACUCGUGCUAUUCAUUUGUCUUCAACUUUU